AUGGAUAAUAUUCUAUCUUCAACUCCAAAUCGAUUUGAAAUACUUCCCAAUGAAAUUUUUCUUGAAAUCUUCAAAUAUUUAAAACCAAUCGAUUUGAUAAGUUUCAUAGGACAUAAUCCACGAAUCAAUGAUAUUAUACACAAGAGUUUUCUUCCAAUUCAAUUUAUUCGUCUCAAAUUUUGUUAUCCUUGGGACGCAUUAAAUUUACAUUUGUAUACAAAACUACGUUCAUUGAAACUCGAUUAUACUCGUCUGUUGCAAAGACAAUAUUCUCAAUGUCAUAUGUCACUUAAAUAUCUGCGAAUAAUUCUUGUAAAUCCAUUCAAUGAUCUCGAAAAGAUACUUCCCUAUAUGCCUAAUUUAGAAGAAUUGCGUGUCACAGGAAUGAUUCGUGAACGAUCGAUAUUAUACCAUUUUAAAAAAUUAAGUGAAAUUUUUCAUAUUUAUACAUCUAAUUUAAAAAAAUUCGAUUGUGAAUUAUAUUGUGACGAAACAAAUGAACAAGUCGAUAUUCUUAUUAUACAACAACUUCAUCCAUUAUUCAAAAUGAUACAAUGUCAUGAAGACAGUUUUUUUAAAAACUUUCCUUUAGGAAAUCGUCGCAAAUAUUGUUAUGCAACUGAUCUAAUGGAAUAUACAAUUUUCAAAGAGCGUGAAUACUAUGAACAAAUAACACGUAAACCUGCCGAAUAUUAUCCAGUAUUGAGUGGAUAUGACAGUGGUGAAUAUUAUGACCACAAUGAUGAUUUAUUUUGA
This is a messenger RNA of Rotaria sordida, 756 nucleotides long. The record is from the annotation of a GenBank genome assembly. Lineage: Eukaryota; Metazoa; Rotifera; Eurotatoria; Philodinida; Philodinidae.